Molecule: messenger RNA, 1867 nt
Organism: Phasianus colchicus (ring-necked pheasant)
Lineage: Eukaryota; Metazoa; Chordata; Aves; Galliformes; Phasianidae
Gene: STUB1
Product: STIP1 homology and U-box containing protein 1
Biological process (GO): protein polyubiquitination; protein quality control for misfolded or incompletely synthesized proteins; proteasome-mediated ubiquitin-dependent protein catabolic process
Cellular component (GO): Z disc; cytoplasm
Molecular function (GO): ubiquitin protein ligase activity; protein-folding chaperone binding
Source: RefSeq, a predicted model, not a curated record
GGAGGGGCGGGGCGGCGCUGUCGCAGUGCGCGGCCGGAGGCAGCGGAGCCGCCGGCCCCGAACGGCCGGGUCGGGCCGGGCCAUGAAGGGGAAGGAGGAACGGGAGCGGGAGGGCGGCGGCGGUGCGGCCGGGCCGGGGGCCGCGGGGCCGGGAGCGGGGGGAGGCAGCCCCGAGAAGAGCCACAGCGCGCAGGAGCACAAGGAGCAGGGCAACCGGCUCUUCGGCGGCCGCAAGUACCCCGAGGCCGCUGCCGCCUAUGGCCGCGCCAUCAACCGGAACCCUUUGGUGGCCGUGUAUUACACCAACCGGGCGCUGUGCUACCUGAAGAUGCAGCAGCACGACAAGGCACUGGCCGACUGCAAGCGGGCCCUGGAGCUGGAUGGGCAAUCAGUCAAGGCUCACUUCUUCCUGGGGCAGUGCCAGAUGGAGAUGGAGAACUACGACGAGGCCAUCGCCAACCUGCAGAGAGCCUAUAACCUCGCCAAGGAGCAGCGGCUGAAUUUUGGGGAUGACAUCCCCAGCGCGCUGCGCAUCGCCAAGAAGAAGCGCUGGAACAGCAUUGAGGAGAAGCGGAUCAACCAAGAGAACGAGCUGCACUCUUACCUGACCAGGCUGAUCAUGGCUGAGAAGGAAAGGGAGCUGGCUGAGUGCCAGAAGGCUCAGCAAGAAGAAAACGUGGAUGAGAGCCGGGGCCGUGUUCAGCUGGCUGGCAUUGAGGCCAAACACGACAAGUACCUGGCAGACAUGGAUGAACUCUUCUCUCAGGUGGAUGAGAAGAGGAAGAAGCGUGACAUCCCUGACUACCUAUGCGGGAAGAUCAGUUUUGAGCUGAUGAGAGAGCCCUGCAUCACACCCAGCGGGAUCACGUACGACAGGAAGGACAUAGAGGAACACCUCCAGCGCGUGGGUCAUUUCGAUCCUGUGACGCGGAGUCCCUUGACCCAGGACCAGCUCAUCCCCAACCUUGCCAUGAAGGAGGUGAUCGAUGCCUUCAUCUCGGAGAACGGCUGGGUGGAAGAUUACUGAUGGCCGAGGGGUGAUGCUGCUCCCUCUCUUGUGGGCUCACCCCAGCUGCAGGCUGCUCGUGCUGGACUGGCACCAUGCCUUACUCCCUGUCUGUCUGUCCCCCUCUGCUCUGGGUGCCCAGAGACCCGUCAGCAGUGCUGAGUUGAGGGUCCAUCGCCUUCUCCCCUUCCUGCAGAACUGCAGCAGCUGGGUGGGAGUGUGAUGCUGGGGGAGCCCUGGCUGCUGGGGGGGGGGGGGGGGGGGGGGGGGGGGGGGGGGGCAGGAAAGGCCCAACAGUGUUAUCAUCACUUCGAGGGAAGAGACGGGACCCCUCCAUGCUGACAAUCUCCAAAGGUCACGCCCCGUGGAGCUGCCUGGGGUGAGUGCUGGUGCUCCCUGCACUGCUCUGGCCACAUCCCCUCCCUAUGUACAUAGGUUUUCUUCCCAUUCCAUCACCUGUGGGGACAGGGUCAUGUCUCGCUGGUUCCUGUAAAUAGCCAUGUGCUGGGGUGGGAGAUGUUUUCUCUGCCUAUCCUGCCUUGCUCUGGGGCUUCCAGGAAACCACUGGCCCUAGGCUGGAAGGGGUGGCUGCCUGCAUAUACCCUCCCCUGCCAGCCCUGGUGCUGGUUUCUGGGACCAGAUUCAUUUUCCUUCUAAUGAAAUCCCUUUUGAGAAGAAAAAACAAAACAGAAAACCACCAACCCUGCAUUGGACUGAGGCUGCAGUGUGGGGUGGCAUCGGCAUUGCUGGGUGGUCGGCCUGCAGCCUGCCUGGCUUUUGAGUGCUUUCUGGACAGUUUGCCAAUGUCAUUAAAACAAAAUGAAACAAAAAAACAUUCAGCAAUAAAUGUGGAAAGAGCUC